This is a messenger RNA of Closterium sp. Yama58-4, 296 nucleotides long. The record is from the annotation of a GenBank genome assembly. NCBI's taxonomy places the organism in Eukaryota, Viridiplantae, Streptophyta, Zygnematophyceae, Desmidiales, Closteriaceae.
GGCCAUUUUCACACGAGCUGAUGAUAUGGUAUUGUGCUAAAGACACCCCCGAGAUACCCUUUACGUCUAAGUCUUUUGACCAAGGCAUUUAUGUGGCAUACAAGACCGGUGCUUCACCCCCACUGGUGGCUGUUUGGGACCGAGACCCCUCUACUAAAGAAGACAUCGCUCAAGCGCAGCCGCCCGCAGAACGGUACCACGGUGCAGUGGUACCAUCAACGAUUGAAGGCAUGAGCCCGGCACGCCAUCAUCAAGAGAACGGCAGAGCAUGGCCCAUGGUGGAAGGCAAGGCUUAG